This is a messenger RNA of Poecilia reticulata (guppy), 3504 nucleotides long. It is a transcript of the gene cwf19l2, whose product is annotated as CWF19 like cell cycle control factor 2. The record is from RefSeq and is a predicted model, not a curated record. Gene Ontology annotation, cellular component: post-mRNA release spliceosomal complex. Lineage: Eukaryota; Metazoa; Chordata; Actinopteri; Cyprinodontiformes; Poeciliidae. Gene Ontology annotation, biological process: mRNA splicing, via spliceosome.
UUUGACAAAAGCAUUUACGACAGUGUUAUGGCGACGCACGGGGUCAAUUUUGAGAGUUCCAGCAACAUCGACGAAAGGAAAGAAAAAAAGCGUCAGGCACGACAAGAGGCCAUAGAAAAGGCAAAGCAGCAGUAUGAGAGAGAAGAGAGAAGAAAGGAGCUGAAGAGGCAGCGAGGGGAGGACACAUGGAUUCUUCCUGAAGUGGACCAGAGGCUACAGCAGAUGGAGGAAGAGGGUUCUGUCAAGAGCAAAAAGAAGAAAGAGAAAAAAUCCAAGAAGAAGAAAGAGAAGAAGAAAAAAGUCAAGAAGGAGAAGAACGCAGGAGAAGGAAAUGACUCCAGUGAAAGUUCACACGACUCAGAAGGGGAGUGGGUCGAGGCUCAGCCUCAGCCUCAGCCUGUGAAAGCAUGGAAGGUUCCAGCGCAGCCCAAGGCUUCAGAAGGCGGCCUCAGCCCAGCAGAGGAUGUCCAGAGAGACGAGUGGAUGACUUUUGAUUUCCUGGCUAUGAAGACGACGUCCACUGCGGAGAGAAAAGCAGAGAAAGACCGACAGAAAGAAGAAGAGAGAGCCAAGGCUCAGGCCAUUGAACAGGCCGGUUUGCACAAACUGGAGCUAAACCCAUACUGGAAAGAUGGAGGAACUGGUUUGCCUCCAGAGGAUGUCGCUCAAACUGCAGCAAAGAAAGCAGGCCCUGUAGUGAAUGAUGGCGGCCUGAGCUGGCUGAGGAAGAGCUACCAGAGGAUGAAGGAGCAAGCAGAGCGGGAGCAGCGUAGCCUCAGCGAUAUUGUAGCUCAGAGAUACGGGUCAAUGGAGGAAUUUCAGAAGAGACUCGCCGACGCUGAGAAAGUUGUGCAUGGUGAGAGUCGAGGCAACAGAGAGCAUUCAGCGAGGGAAGGAUGGAGGAGAAGAGAGGAGGAUGACCGGGAGAGGUGGAGAGCAAGAGAGGAUGACGGGCAAGAUCGAGAUCGGUGGAGAAGAAGUGAAAGAGACCUAUCACCCCGGGAAAAAGCGAGUUACAGGAGGGGAGAUACAAAGGAGAGGGAUCGAGGAAGAGAAGAUGACAGAGGCCGAGACGGAGAGAGGGAAAGAGGGAGUGGACGAGACAGAGGCAGAGAUGGCGAUAAAGACAAAAAUAGGGACAGAGAGCGAGAAAGGGAUAGGCAUAGAGAUAAAGAAAAAGACUUCACCAAACGAGCAUCUUCAUCAUCAUCUGGAGAGAGUUGGAAUCAGCGCUCUUCCUCUCUUGGCUCACUAAAAGGUCGUUUCCUCAAACCAUCAGAGGAUGAUGAUAGUGUUGAAGCACAUCAGCGUCCUCCUCCAACUCGGCUGCCCGCCGGCUUUUUGAAACCGAGCGCUGAUGAUGAAGACUGUCCCCAGAAGCAGAGCAGUAUUCAAGCCUGGAAAAAACGUGCCGCAUCUGGCUGGGAACCCGACAGGACUGAGACUCCUCAGGAAAACAAAACCCAGCCAGAGGCGACCGGAGACACUCCUCAUGUCGCUUCAUCAGCAAGGACUGAGAACGAUAGUGAGGAGGAGGAGGAGGCAGAAGAAGAGAUUCCACUGCUGUCAGAGGAAGAGAUGAACAAACUGGGGUCAAAGCUGAUAAAGGCAGAGAUCAUGGGCAAUAGGGCAAUGGUUGAGAAACUGAAGUCACAGCUGGAAGCAGCUCAAAAAGCAAAGGAGAUUCAUGCUGUCAGAAAGAAGGAACAUGAAGCAGCUAAGUCGAAGCAGGUUGGCAGUCAGUCAAGGGAAGACCAGGACGUUUUGCUGUUCAGAACGGAUGAGUCCGGUCGGGCCUGGCCCGUGAAGGGUCCGUCUGGACCACAGGAGCCACAUGGUGGACGCCGGAAGAAGAAACCGAUCGAGACCCACGUUGAUGGGGAGCGUGUUCGCUACUUCCAGGAUGACGACAACGUCGGACUGCAGGAGAUGGUGAGGAGGGAGAAGAUGAGCUCUGCACAAGAUCAGCAUGCCCUUUAUUCACGCAUGGCAGCAAAGAUGAUGGGAAAGACGGACGGCGACAACUACACACUGGACGACAUGUUUGUGUCGAGCGCUGCACAGCGGGAGGGCGAGGGACGGGACGAGGACAGGAUGAGGAAAAGAGCUAUUGGGGAGAGCAGAAGGCUGGCUGUGUCCAUGGAGAAAUGUCCUCACUGUUUCAGCAGCCAAGAGCUGCCGAAGCAUCUUAUUGUGGCCAUAGGGAGCAAGGUGUACCUGAGCCUGCCUGCAGGAGUGUCAAUGACGGAAGGCCACUGUCUCAUCUGUCCUCUUCAGCAUCACACCUGUGCCACCGGAUUGGAUGAGGAUGUCUGGUCAGAAAUGCAGCUGUUCCGACGUGCUUUGGUGCGAAUGUUUGAGUCCCAAGAGCUUGACUGUGUGUUUAUGGAAACACACAUGAACCUUCGCAGAAAACAACACAUGGUCCUAGAGUGCAUCUCGCUGCCCAGGGAGCUGGGUGACAUGGCGCCCAUAUACUUUAAGAAAGCCAUCAUGGAGUGUGAUGAGGAGUGGGCUAUGAACAAGAAGCUCGUUGACCUCUCUUCAAAAGACAUCCGGAGAGCUGUCCCUCGGGGUCUGCCAUACUUUGCUGUAGAUUUUGGAUUGCAGGGAGGAUUUGCUCAUGUCAUUGAAAAUGAACAGAAGUUUCCUCAUUACUUUGGCAAGGAAGUUGUUGGAGGGAUGAUGGACUUGGAGCCACGACGCUGGAGAAAGCUUAUCAGAGAAAAUUUUGAUGAUCAGAGAAAAAAAGUCCUGCAGUUUGCACAGUGGUGGAAACCAUAUGACUGCACCAAGACUGAGGUCUAGAUGCAGCACACAGCUUUACCUGGAUGUUAGGAAUUUAAUUGUGUAAUGUAAUACUUUUUUACAUAAAUAAAAGAAAACCAAAUUGCUUUAAAUGUUGUGUUUUUGUGAUUUUGAUAAGAUAUGAUGAACUAAAGAUGACUUCUCUGUGUCAUAAACCUUAUUUACAGUCUGCUGCUCCCCUGUCUCCACCCGAUAAGUUUAAUUUCUUAUUUUCUGGUCUUUUGCCCUCCACGUCUGUCACUUAAUAAUUUGAGGUUUAAGUGUCAUCCCUGAAACUUGUGCAGGGAUAUAGACAAGCAUUUAUCUCCACCUCGCACCUUUUCUCCCGAACAAUCUGAAACGAUGACCUUACAUACAACCUCAUCAUCUUUUUUUUUAUUUUUCAAUUUGAGCAAAGCUAUUGGCUCUUUGAUUAGUUCACAACUUCAGAGGCUGAUCUUAUUUUUAGGUUUAAUCUUGGACUCUCAUUUGAUGCAUGGAUGCAGCUGACUGUUGGUGAAUUGGUGUGAGUAAUGGAAGAGGAUUACUAUGAUGUUUUUUUUUUAUUGCAGCAUUUGUACACGCAGACCUGUGUAGUUAUUCUGUAUCGUCUACAUUGUUAAACUAUUGCAAAUGUCCCUCUAAAAUAUGUUGAAAGUGACUUCCACUUUCCAAUCUAAGUUUUUGAAAUAAUUAAAACUUUAAUUGUCAAUGAUA